Paramuricea clavata is the source of this 7595-nucleotide messenger RNA. NCBI's taxonomy places the organism in Eukaryota, Metazoa, Cnidaria, Anthozoa, Malacalcyonacea, Plexauridae. The record is from the annotation of a GenBank genome assembly.
AUGGCAGUCAGACCAUAUUUGAGUAGAAGUGAAGUUUGGCUGGCAAGUGGCAAUUUUCGUGUUGCUUUUAAAUUUCCGCUAGAUUUUCAUCCAAGUGCAUUUAUCAAAUGGUAUCCAGGGCAUAUGGCUAAAGGUUUGUUUGGCGUCAACCAAUAUAUCACAUGAAUUUUAACUGGUCUGAGGCGUGGCCCACAUGGAAUGCUGACUGGCACCAAUCCCAGCCGGUCCACCAGGGUGCAUUCUGUGCAAAAAAGUGUGAAGAUAUCUGGCAUGAGUUUGGAAAAUUACAAUACUAUCUAUAGUUAAUACUGGUGUAUCUUCGGCAUAGAGUUUACAUGGAAUGCACCCAGAGCCCAUUGACUUCAGUUCAGAACUGUAUUCUUUGCAAAGUGUGUGGAAGACCAAAAAAGUCCACCUAUAAUUUUGGUUGGAAAUAAAAUAAUUGUUACAUCAUACGAAGAUCUUCCACACGCACAACAAGAAACACAGUUUGGCAUUGAAUAUUGAUAAUAUUAAUAUAUAAUUUUGUAUACGGGUGUCCAAAAAAAACAUGUGCUGUUUGACUUAAUGUAACUUAAAAACUAUAAAAGCUAUUACACUCAAAUAAGUUUUAUCGUAUUCAGAAAGGGCUAACUUAGAUUUUGAUAAAUAACAAAUGAAUGUCUGUGCAACAUUGACUGAGCUAUCGAUGUUUUAAAUCGAAUAUAAGCAUAUUUGACAAUGUAAAAAAUUUGCAUAAAAUUGCUUAUCAAAUAUUAUUUGGUUAAACUUGAUAUAUAUAGUUUUAUUGUGGUCAAAAGAAUGAAUGAAAAACAUAAUUGCACAGGAAAUCAUUAAAACCCAAACGCUUUGAUCUUUUGUUAAUCGAGGCAUAUUCAGAAAGCAAAGGCUAGCUUAUUCGAAGACCAACUUUAUAAUACGAACUCCCUAAGGACGUCAAAUAUGCUGUCGAACAUUUUUAAAUGUUUCGAUCAUGCUUAUUUCGUUUCCCAAGAAACACAAAAGGCUAACUUACUAGGACAUAUUAUCCAAAAUUAAAUUUAAGUUGCAAAUAAUGUUAAUUGAAAUUGUUAAUUUUUGUGGAAAUUAAGGCCACAUAAAAAAAUUACUUGUUUAGCGUCCCGCCCGACCUGAUAAAAGUCCCUGACCUCCAUUUUUUUUUUCAAAAUCCGUCCGAGUUUAGACAGUUUAGUGCAACAACUCUCUAUAAAAAAGACCGUUUUACUUGAAAAAAUGGUGAUUUUAUUCUUCUGGGAGCUAUGUAAUGCGUUUACACAAAGUAUUUCCUUCCCAGAAUAUGCCUGUUCGCAGGUAAAGUGUUUGUGUGUGACCGCCAAUUGGUAAUUUUCUGUUUUAUUAAAAACAUGAACGGUAUUAAAAAACAUGAACGGAUUUUGAAAGAAUUAAAGUGAGUUUUGACUGUGGUAGUAUACUGGAUUUCCUGCAUUUAGCAGAAUUUUGUGUUGCAUUUUACGAAGAAAAAAAAAACCCUGCCCGCCCGACCUAGAAAAAUUAAAAUGGGAGGACGCUAAACAAGUAAUUUUUUUUAUGUCAGGCCUAAAUGGCAAUUAUUUUUAUAUAAAUUUGAUCAGCCGACUGUUUCUUGAUUUUUAACUCAUUUUUAAAGCAUGCACCAAAUUCAAGCAUUUCUAUCUCACAUAAUAUUACAUGACGUUUUUAGGGCUGUAUCAAGAUCUAAGUUAGCCUUUCCUCAAUACAAUAAAACUUAUUUGAGUGUCAUAGUUUUAAUUUAUAGUUUUUACCUUAUGUAAUCAAACAGUGCAAGUUUUUUUGGGACACCUGGUACAUUAACCCAUUAAACUGCUUUGCAUGCACCCAAAUGCAAGGGAGAAUCUUGAGCUUUAAUGGUUUAACUGAUCCAUGGGCAGGUAUAGUCUGAUUAACAUUGAGCGCAGGGUGACUCUCCCCUUGUCCUUGAUGAGUGAAAUCUGCCUAGUGUUAGACAGAGUAAAGUAGUAAAGUAGGGCACAAUGCAACUUUUUCGGUGAAAGCAAGAAGAAAUUUUUGUGCCAGGUCUACAUGUCCAUUUGGUGAUGGGCCAAUGCUCUUUACCCAUGCCCCCUGGUCAUAGGGAGGUGUAUACAGAUUAGUGUACAAAAUUCAGACAGAAUUCACAGAAAUGUAUGGCAAGUCAAUUUAAAUUUUGAGAGCCCUAUAUUCAAACUUUGGAGGGGAGAGGCUAUGCUAUAUGCACACUGCAAAGGAGUCAGAGACUGUCCUAGCUGGGUUUUCCAUUGGUACAUAAUUUUUGCCAGGAUUGGAGAUUUUAAUUUGCCCAUUCCUACUGUAUAGGAAUUCCCAGUAUAAGAUUCUAUAUGAUUUUUUCAUUUAUGUUUAUCCACAAUAAUAUUUACAGCAUUGCUGAUGUGGUUGUGUGUAAAAUUAGUAGAGGUGCACUGGAAUACCAAUAAUUUUAAUUGGUUAUAAAGUUAGGAUGUUGAUAAUAUUUUAACUUCAACAAGACACUUGGAAGAGUGUUAACUCGCCGGGGCUAUAGUGAUACGCAUGUUAGAUGGUACUACAACCGCGACCUUUGGGAUACUAGUCUAGUGGGUUCAAUUUCAAAUUUUAGUGGAACUCACAUGCAACUAUACCAUGAAUAUGGGCUUACACAUGGGAGGGCUUAAUUACAAAGGGGGGGGGCUUAUGUACCGACAAAAUUUUAUGUUAGUAUUAAUAUUUAUUGUAUGUGUAAACCGUGAAAAGAAAUACAAACAUACAACCUCGUACCCAGGACAAACAUACAGUGUAUAAUCUAUACAUUACAAUGCUGUAAUCUAAUUAUUGUCACUCAUCUAAUUAUUAUGUAAUAAUUGUAUCUAAUUGUCAUCUAAUAAUUGUAUCUAAUUAUUGUCAAAUGUGAACAAAAAGAAAUACAAACAUACAACCUCGUACCCAGGACAAACACACAGUGUAUAAUCUACACAUUACAAUACUGUAAUCUAAUUAUUGUCACUCGUCUGAGCUGUUGGAAUUGCUGUCGCUGUGCUAAUUAACUAACAGGCUUGGACACAGAGGGGCUUAUAUUCAGGGGGCUUAAGUUCGGAAUGGCCUGAGUGUUAGUGAAUAUCGUGGGAUUAUACACAGGGGGCUUCUCCGGGGUAGGGGCCAGGGAGUUAUAUUCAGAGGUUUAUGGUAUAUUACUAUCCAACGUUUCAUAUAUCCUAGCUAAAUCGAUCAUACUGACAUCUCCUUGGCCAUCCUUUUUGUUAGGCUUUGUACGGCCAAAUUAGUGAGAUACUUUCCAGAAGGCUAUAUUCUGUAUUCAUUGCAAGAAAUUAUACACCAUGUGCAAGAUUUUAGAAACUUUAUAUCCAGGCCUAAGGAAAUUUAAAAUAAUUAUUAAUAGGAUUCAUAAACAAAUACGAAAUACUAGCCCUAGGCUGACUAGCCCUAGCCAAACUUAUGCACAUUCCUCUAUAGACGAUCGAACCAAGCUUUAGACAAGAAUAUUUUCUCAUCAACUAUCGUCAAAAAAGGAAACAAAACAGUAUAAAAUAUAAAAAUAUAAAGCUUUGGGUUUGUACCUUUUGUAUCAAUACUAGAAACCAACGGCGGUGCGAGUUUUAAUAGUUUUGGCGCUAUAAAAUAAUGUGGCCCACAAGCACAGAUUAUAGAUCAUACGUAUAGAUCGUAUGAUCUAUAAUCUGUGCCACAAGUGUCACAGCGAAAGUAACUGUGUCACGGCAAAAUAAAAUUAACUGCAACGGCAAAACAAAAUAAACUCAUGGGAGAAUAAAGUUAACUCACGUCAAAACAAAAUUAACUCAGGCCUCAGGGCAAAAUAAAAAGUCACGGCAAAAUAAAGUUAACAAGUCAAGACGCUCGCAAGAGCGUUAACUCGCUGGGGCUGAUACGCAUAUGUUUAGUACUAUACAAUCGCGACCUUUGGGAUACUAGUCCAAUGGGUUCGAUUUCAAUUCCACCGUGGUCAGACUUGUACCACCGUAUUAUAAAUUGAGAAAUAAAUACGAAGGAGAAUAGGGCGGAGGAACCUCUGGGUAUUGUCAACCAGGGUAUUGUCAGACAGACGUUUCAGCUUGCCCGGUGUGGAUGCACACUCAGAGUAACAUCGCAAACAUAUUCACCUGAGUACAUAACACCAACACACACAAAAAGUAUCGUAUCAUAGAAUACAUUGAUAUCGAAGGAACUAGACUCAGUUCCGAAAUAUCACCAACUCGAACCUCUCUCCUCCGCAGAGGCUUUAGUUGGCUUCCGCUCGCGUUCCAAGAUCCGCCAUGUAAAGUGCAUGUAGUGAAAUGUAUCUCAAUACUAAUCAAUUAGCCAACAGAAGCCUCUGCGGAGGAGAGAGAACUCGAACCGACUUGACCUUGUAGCUCAGUUGGUAGAUACUCGCCUGGGCACAGAGCCCCAGCGAGUAUUUAAAUAUUAAACAGUAAAGGACUUCACAAUGUAACAUUGAUAAAUCCGCAUAGUUACAAAAGCCGUGCCCAGUCCCCACAAGUUUCAAUGGUAAAAUUCACACUUUUUAAUAUUUGCAUAAAAAAGUUUCGAGGGAGUUUGUCAAGAUGUUGUCACUGUUUUGCUAGCAAAAAGGUUUUUAUAGUAACUAUAUACAGUGAAACAUGCAAUUUGACAACUUCGCAAGCCAGGCUCUCUACUUCCGCUGUUAGGGAGGGAAGCGAGACUGGCUUGGGAGGUUGGCAAUUUGAUUGGUCAAUACCUGUACAGGAUCAGACAAUCAUGCAUGGAAAAUUUAAAUGCGCAGGUUUUUUUAAAAUGUCGGGCAAUUAUUUUCUUCGCGCGGGGUUUUUUAAAAUGUCGGGCAAUGAAAACAUUUUAACGCUCCUGUGAAGUUGACUGUAUAUUAAACGAGAGACAAGUCACAAGUUAUUAGAAACAUGAAUAAAGUUAUAAUAUAAAAGUUAAUUUAAUAAAGUUAAACGUUGUUUCACUGUAGACAUGUGAGUUAUUGUAUAAAACACUUUUUCGAAAUAUUACGCUUUCCAAAAUCGAAAGUCUCGCAACAUCCCGCGUACGUGCAUGGAUGGCGCUACCCUGCACGGAAAACCACUUUAUUCAUGCUCAUUGAGCUAAAUAAUAACUGCAUGGGAAAGGAUGUUUAAUUGAUGAAAUAUAUGAUGAUGAAAUAUAUGUGAGGAUGUAGUAAUCGAGAUCGAUGUAUAGCAUAAUGCAGUCAGACUACACUAUAUAUAAUUAGUUUAUAAUAGAUUUCUCUAUUUUUUAGGUUUACGUAUAAUGGAAUCAAAACUUGCAAAGUGUGACUGUAUUCUUGAAGUGCAUGAUGCCAGAGUAUGUGCCACAAGUUUGCCAAUGACAUAAUAUAUUACAAUAAUCACAGGGCCGCAGGUUCGAUUCCUGCCAGAGGGCGCACAGAGGGCGCACAGAGGGCGCACAGAGGGCGCACAGAGGGCGCACAGAGGGCGCACAGAGGGCGCACAGAGGGCGCACAGAGGGCGCACAGAGGGCGCACAGAGGGCGCACAGAGGGCGCACAGAGGGCGCACAGAGGGCGCACAGUUGCAUUUUUCGAUCACCACUGCUCCUGGUUAGGUCGAAAAACGUACUAUAUAAAUUUGCGUUCUCUACAAGAACCCAUCUACUAUUAGUUUUAUCAAACGAGAUGCCCAAAAAUCUCCGGCGAUAUGUAUACCCAUCUAACUAUAACCAGUGAGCUAUAUACAGAGUCCAGAUGCUGUAUAUACGAAGUGGCGUAGCCAGAACGAUAAUCGGGGGCCCAUAUUCAUUUAUUCGUGUUCACAUACCAUAAAAACCCCCGUUAUCGUUCUGACUACGCCACAGUAUAUAUGGAGUGAUACCAGUAGACGUUAAAUUAACUUUUACUGGUAGCACUCCAUAUAUACAGCAUCUGGACUCUGUAUAUUGCUCAGUUGGUUAUAGAGUGCUGCACUGGAAUCGCAUGCAGGGCCGCAUACGUAGUUGAAUUUUUUCGCAACUGCUCCUGGAUAAGUCUAAAAAUGUAUAUAUAAAUUCGGUUCGAAAAUUCCAUCUACAAGAAACCCACCUACUACAUUAGGCAUGACAAACAUUAGUCUACACAUGCAACGAGAAAGAGAUGAUUGAACGUUUGAUCUGGGCUUUAUAGAUUCCAUACAGUGGAAGAAAUGAAAAGUUUGUGAGAAAUUUUGGUAGUCGACCUCAUGUUCUCGUUUUAAACAAGGCAGAUCUUGGUGAAGGAGCAAGAAGAGGGGUAAAUUUGCAGACAUUGAAUUGUUAAGAUUAUCUUUAGUAUGUACUCACAUUGUAAACUGAAUUAAAUGCUAAUUGAAGCCCCAACCUUGUGUAGGUACAUUAUUUCUCUAAUAUAUUUUUCGUUGUUUAGCCUAACAAUAGCCUAAUUAAUAUAUACAUGCGUGAUUUGCGUUUCAAACAAUGAUUUCAAAAGGUUGACAGUCAAUUUACCAAAAUAUUAAAACUACUUUCUCCAGCUGACGAACGUUAAUACUCAAAGUGUCAAUACACCAUUUCGAUAAUUCGUCAUUCUCUCCUUGGCCUGGGAGCCUCAUUCUCAGAAACAGUUAUAGCCAAUCGCCAUGCAUCAGUGAGGCUCCCAGGCCAAGAAAGUGGUCAUGACGUAAUCAUCGAAAAGAUGUAUUAUGUUGACCAAGUUGAAUCAUGUGCUGAAUAAGUUGAGCUGCAGCACCUUUGGUGAAUACAUUAUCAUCUCAGCUGGAAAUUGCAACUGGUGCCAUAUACAGUACGUCAAACUGGACAUGAAAGUUAAACGUGUAUAUUUGGUGACACUGACUCAUAUUUCCUGCAGAAUUUGUGGUUCUGCUACUCCUAAUGAAUUCUGUUAAAACCCGUCCCCCUAAUUUGACUCCAUCUCGGACUACCUGUUAUUUCGACACAUCACCUCUGUUUAUACUUUCUUAGAGUAUUUCAAAGUCUUUGGAAAGAAAUGGAAUUAGACCAGUCUUUUUAAACAGCAAAGACGUAAAACAGAAGAGUAUAAGAAGGGUAUAAAUAUUUUUAAAUGUUAAGGAACGCAAAUCUGAGUAGUGUUUAAGUCAGGUGAACCUCAAAAAGCCAAAAGGCCUUAGCAGUAUAGGUGUAUAGGCGUACAGUGAUUCAACGAGGUUGAAUGAUUCAAUGUUCUAUACUUCAAGUAAUAUAAAGCUGAAAGUGAUCCCCAUGCUGAAUUUGAAAAUAUUAAGCCCUAAGACUAAGUUAUACGUGUAUUUACUAAGUGAUUAUUUGGAAAUACUCGUAAAACGAAGAAACCCAUAAAAAGUUGCAGGAAAUCCUUUGCAAAUUAAAAACUUAAUAAAGUUAAGGUCACGUUUUAGAGUGGCUUUUCUGGCGUUUCUCUUUAUAUAAGUAGCCAAUUCAUAUAAAAGUGUCAAUUGCAGUGUUUCAGUUUAAUUUUUAACUUAUAUAUACUAUAACAUUGCCUCUCGUGUUUUUCUGUUUUAGAUAGUUCAACAAGUGCUUGAUUCAAUACAAAUUGCGGAAUAUGAAGGAGUUUUUAGACGGAGGGUUCGUAAAUACGUACACGACUUCGAUAUGGAGAAAAAUAUUAGACCUAGAUAUUCAUGCAUGCAGAACUUUUCAACAGGCCCGGGUUAG